Molecule: messenger RNA, 1017 nt
Organism: Paramacrobiotus metropolitanus
Lineage: Eukaryota; Metazoa; Tardigrada; Eutardigrada; Parachela; Macrobiotidae
Product: nucleolin-like
Exons: 2
Coding region: 169-678 (169 amino acids)
Molecular function (GO): DNA binding
Source: RefSeq, a predicted model, not a curated record
AGCACCCGAAGAGAAUGUUCCGACAACGGUGUGCCGGCCAAACGCCGUCCUGGACGCCCACCUAAGAAUGGCUCUGUGAAAACACAUACCGAGCCGAAAGAAGCGCCUAAAGCGACUACGGGCCGUCGUGGCCGGCCACCGAAGAAAACCGCCGCACCCGAACCGGAAAUGGAUGAGGAAAAGGACGAAAAGGAUGCGGAGAUGAAGGAGGGUUCCGAAGUAACGGAGCCGUCGGUAGCUAGCGAGGAUUUUUCUGAUGUCAGCGUUGACAGCACGGAAAAGAAGACAACGAAAACAAAAAGUCCGGCUGCGGGCAAAAGGGGACGUGGGCGUCCACCGGGAUCUGGAAACAAGGCUGGAGCAGCGAAAAAAAGUCCAGCUCGCGGUAAACGUAAGAAUCAAAGCGAGAGCGAAGAGGAGGAAGAUUUCGAUGAGGAUGACGAAGAAGACACUGGCAGACGGCCGCAGCGACGGACGCCUUCCAAGCGCCCAACGCGGGCUGCCACCAGUAAAAAGACCAGUUAUGCGGAGAAGGAGGGAUCUGACGAGGCGGAAGAUGAGGAAGCUGUGGCGGCCAAACCCAAAGCGGCUGCAGCUACUAAAGCUGUUUCUGGCACCGGUCGUGGGCGCGGGCGGCCUCCAAAGAAAGCAAAGGCUGGAUCGGCUGACGACGAGUGAGACUGUUGUAACAACUCGAUGUGUUGUUUUAAUUCCGCAGUACAAGCUACGCUUGGGUUCUUGUAAUUUUUCAGAAGCACUUUUAGCGCUACUGUAGCCGAGCGGCUGCAGACAUUUUCUCAGGAUUUUCCUUGGAAUGCAUCUCGUUUAAUAGUAUUUUAUCACAACCCGUUAAAAGAUGUUUGUUCAACAAUUUGUUGGUGUUUGUUUGUGCCUGGAGAUUGCGUGCUUUUGAAUUUAGCAUCUGCUGGGAACCGAUUCAUGUCAUUUGUUUACUUCUUCCAUAUGCAGUACUGAACUUAAUGUCGGUUAUGUCAUGAAGAAAAGAAUGAAAAAACA